Molecule: messenger RNA, 4004 nt
Organism: Tilletiaria anomala UBC 951
Lineage: Eukaryota; Fungi; Basidiomycota; Exobasidiomycetes; Georgefischeriales; Tilletiariaceae
Exons: 2
Coding region: 322-3852 (1176 amino acids)
Source: RefSeq, a predicted model, not a curated record
GCAUGCUAGUCUCGUCGCGCAUUCAGACAGCGAAGUAGAGCCUUCGACGGUGCACGUGACUGGGUCGCCCUCGGACGCCUUGCUUACCCUCAAGGGCAAGGCUGCCCAGGUCUUUCUGACCAACUCCAAUUUCCAGAACCGGACGAAGGCAAGGAACAGCGACGGCCAGCAGGCCAAAUAAAGACAGAGAGGAGCGAGAAGCAGCGGCCGAGUAGCCCUGCAUCUUCCCAGUCGACGGCCAUCAGGGAAUCGAAUCCUUGCCCUUGUCACGCAUCUUCGCCUGGCAAAGCGCAACUGUCACAGUCAUCAUCACCACCCCAGAUGAGCCAAACAGCUUUGGGCGGCAAGACGAUUCACAACAUGUCCACGUCAUCGCUUUCACGGAGGGCGCUGCCACCGCCACCUCUCACGCUUGCACCGUUGCCGUCACUAGCGAAGCGAGCGCGCCGCAAAGCAUCUAUCAAAGGCGAAGCGUCGCCCAAACUUGAGAUAGCGUUUCCGCAACAAUCGACUCAGUCGCAAGUGCAAAACAAACCUUACCAGCAGGCUCAGGCUCUGGACCGUCCUCCGCCUUCGGCCAGCCUGCCUGUGCAAGCAGAGAGCGAAGACGACGAGCCUGUGCACCGCCGAUCACGCGCCUCCACCUGCCACCAGUGCUGCUCGCCGUACGUUAGGUGCAACUUGACUUACGAUGUGACCGACGGUCAAGAGUUUGUCCUACAAGAAGCGCUCGACAGCGCAGAUGCUGAGUUCUGGUACACGGACGACGCCGCGACGACGAACUCCGGCACGAGUGUGAGUUUGAGCCAUAAUCUCAGCCUCGGGCAUGCCGACCCCAUUGCAGACGGCGCAAGAGGGGGGUACAACGCCCGCGUAGCAGGCGGACACCAGCUGCAGAGGGAGUCCAGCUACUCGACUUUUGGUCGUGUCUAUGCCGACAUGUCCUCCGCGGACGCCAGAAGCGACAAGUACGGCCUCCCGCCAAGUGACACGUCGGUUCCCAACUCGGCAAUCGAAGAGUCCGACGCACACGAGGACUACCAGAAGCAAGCAUUCAACCGCAGCGCAAAGGGCAAGAGGCGUGCUACCAAUUCGUAUGAGCGAGCCAAGCGGGAACAUCAAGACGCGCAAAAGAACACAACGACGCGCGCGAGCACGACACCGAGCGAGGCAGAGCGUUACGCCAAACUCCACCGAAUAACGACGCUGAAUACGGCGACCGCGGCUGCGCAUACCUCCACGGACAGUGAGGCGGAUGCCUACCCGAGCGACGCAGCGGAUGUCGUCGAUGUCGACACAGCCUUUUCUGGCUAUCCCGCUGACGAGGAUAUGGUCGACGACAGCGACGACAGCGACGACAGCGACGACGACGAUCUGGUCGAGAACGACGAGCGGCGCGUCUCCAUCACACCUGCGAGCCCCUCUUCCACUCGCACAAGCAUUUCUGGCUACAAGGCAGCACGCCCGCUGCCCAUUCCACCGUCACCCUCGUCUGUUCAUGCCUCGCGGGCUUCACCAAGCGCAACGGCAGUUGGCUCGUCCCCUAGCACGGCAUCACAGGGGACCAACCCGCGUCCGCUGACGAUCCUGACCCCGAUCCAGCUGUGGGAGCAAGAGCCGUUCCUCGCCUUUCGUGGAUCCUUCGUGUCGUUUGAGAAGGAGUUCGACCCCAAGUUCUUCGCGGCUCCCAACGAAGGCACCGAAUGCAAACCGCUCACACCGACAAGGAUCUCGCGGCCUUUUGCUCAGCUACAGUCUGAUUUGCUUCUCACGCAUGAACAAGCUGAUGUCGUAGCGAAACCAGAGAUGCCGCGCCGAGGGGCCACACUCGCUCCAUCCGAAGAAUCAGCUCGGCAGCAGCAUGCAACUGCGUCAGUCCAAGCCGCGAGCGCACCGUCCAGAACACCUGGCGCAAGCUCGAGUAUCUCUCCUCCAACUACUUUCAAGCGUAACCCUGCACCAGCCCCGCGAUUCUUCGUGCCGACAGAGGCGGUGCUACAGUUAUCUGACUCAGAGUCGCAGAUGCAGUCUCAGCAUCUGCAGGCAGCGUCGGCCUCGGUAGAGAAAGACUUGCCUCCUUUGCCACCUCCAGUAUCAGCCCCACGCGCGUUGCACGUCAGAUCCAGUCGCUUCUUGCGUACACCUGGCUUCAGGCCGGGCUCGGCGCUUGCACCCACUCGGACCGAUUUGGCAGGCCAAAGUCAGCGGAAUUUGCACUUGGCGCCUCCGGCCGCUGCUGUGCGACAAGGUGACGCAGCGUCUGCGCCAGAGUCAACCAGCGUCAGCGGUGUCAUUGCUGCGGCUCACAGAGUGCCUCCUCCCGCUCCGUCCACUUCUGCUGCGUCGGCCACGUCGGCUGCCGAGCUUGAAGAGCUCAAGUCCUUCCCAACGCUUCAUCGCUCAGACAUCAGCGGCUCUAGCGUGCAGCCACCUUCGAUGAAGGGCGACUUUUUUCCGUGGAAACCGGUGGAGCCACUGUCACUUUCCCGUCAAACCAACUUUGGUGCUCUUGUUCGAGCUCGGACAAGGACAUUCUCGAAUGAAAAGAGCGAAGACAGUAUGAAACGUGUCAAGCCACCUGCUGUCGGGAACAAUUCCCAGCAAGGGCCACCGCAAGCACCACAGCAAGCAACACCGCAAGCACCAUCGCAAGUAACACAGCAAGCAACACCGCAAGUACCACCGCAAGCACCACAGCAAGCAUCACCGAAAGCACGACAGCACGCAUAUGCGCCACAGCAUGCAUUCCACGUCGAGUCUGCUGUUUCUCCUGCCCCUCGCCCUUCCAGACGACGUGUCGAAAAGAUUCUGCCUCUGCCACUUACAGACAGGACCACCCGCCGACGAUCCCGCCCCUUUCCCCUCUCGCCGGACCACAUCCGAGACGAAGUGCGCAACUCGAACUCCAUCUGGCGUGCACCGCAGUGGCAACCUCCGCGCGCAAAGUCUCGCAUGGGGACAUCGAUUCGCAUCGGUAGCGUUAGACAAACCGGGCGACAACUCUCAAACAGGCUCACACGUCGGAGGCAGCAGAUGCUUUGCUCCAUGCCAGAUGAUGAUGAUUCUGAAGUCGAGGAGGUCAAUGUAGCUCUCAGUAGGAUGGUGACGCGGACGCGCAAAGGGUCCAUCAGCUCAAUUACCGAGAGUGUCGAGAAUGCUCUCGCUCCCUUCCGCAAGGCCAUCGCAGAUGUCGUACAUGCUGCUGCUGCAAAGUCGGGCAACCCGCUCUCACGGAUGCCGACUGUACGGAUGGCCACAGCAGGCGAGCCGAGUAAGCCCAAGGAAGCGACUUCACCUGCCUGCUUCCCUAGCUCUCAGGCUCUCGCCGAGAGCGAUGCUGAGGAAGAUUGGCCAGCGCCCAGCCUCCGUGGCUCGGUCAAGCGGCAUCCUCGUUAUGAUGAUGAUCUGCCUCCACUUCCUCCUGCCUCGCCGGACGCAGACGCUAGACCUCGCAAAAGUUUGUACCCAUUCGAGUAUCUGUCAACGUCUAUCAUUGCGGGCGACUCUCCUCCUCCGCUGCCUUUCAACACUCUGGCUUCUGGUUCAAAAGAAGAGCCUGUCAUCACCGAAGCGGCGUCCGCUCCAUCGUCACUCGACGGCCACCACCGCUCUCGAGUCAGUGUCCCCGCAUCAGCGUCUUUGGAUGGCCACAUGAAGCCUGGGUUACUGUCGUCCUCCGGGGGGCUUCGCGGUGCCGGAUUCUCUCCUAGCGCGCCAAUCGUGCGCACAAAGCGCUGGCGUGAGGCCUACGAGCCUGGCCGGCUCUCGCGGAAGAGGUGUGUGUCGCUUCGCGUCAAUACAGACAUACGUAGUCUCACACAGAACUUACAGAACGGAGUCAAGUUUCAGUAAGCUAGGCUCUUCCCAUGUACUGUACAACCAUGUCCUUGGCAGCAAUACAAGGAAUGCACUACUUCAUGAUACAAGGCCCAUCUCGGGGGCUGCCUCUAGAAGACCAUUGUCCUCCAGCAUUUCAUUCGACAUGGCAUCAGCUCCGCCUGCCG